Molecule: messenger RNA, 222 nt
Organism: Schistosoma bovis
Lineage: Eukaryota; Metazoa; Platyhelminthes; Trematoda; Strigeidida; Schistosomatidae
Source: the annotation of a GenBank genome assembly
AUGUUCAGUUAUCAGUAUGAAUGUAACCGUACUACUACUACUACUACUACUACUACUACUACUACUACUACUACUACUACUACUACUACUACUACUACUACUACUACUACUACUACUACUACUACUACUACUACUACUACUACUAAUAAUAAUAAUAAUAAUAAUAAUAAUAAUAAUAAUAGUUAUAUACGGGCAUAUAUGGACAUCCAUAACAGAAAAUAA